Molecule: messenger RNA, 3840 nt
Organism: Eremomyces bilateralis CBS 781.70
Lineage: Eukaryota; Fungi; Ascomycota; Dothideomycetes; Eremomycetales; Eremomycetaceae
Product: OPT-domain-containing protein
Exons: 4
Coding region: 304-3663 (1119 amino acids)
Biological process (GO): transmembrane transport
Molecular function (GO): oligopeptide transmembrane transporter activity
Source: RefSeq, a predicted model, not a curated record
AUGAAUUCCUUCCCGCAUAAGCUUGACCUUCGUUGUGGAACGUGGAUAUGCCAGAAUGGGAGUGGUCAGGCAUUUGGGUCAUACUGAAAUCACAUCUAAUAUCGGAACACCUUCCGGGCCAUCCAUGCAUCCCAUUAGCUAGUAGGGAAUAAUGUACAUUGCACACUCCUUAGUCCUUCGGCUUUAGGCACCUCCAUCCCUAAUACGACCUAACCUGCGUUACUCCUACCUAAAGUAUUUUUAUGGUAUUGGUGGGUAUACCACACUCCCUUCCAAGGGUCGCGUCACUGGUGCCGCAAGGCCAUGUCGAACGCCCGCCCUCCUCCCCACUCCCUUUCAAACGACGCCGGUGAAGAAUGUGAACAUGACCAACAUAACGAUUUAACCCCCCACUCCGAUGACAAUAAUGAACCACCACCCUCCCUCCAUUUACCGUCGACAUUUAGCCCUCCUCCUGGACCCGAUUUGGAACUGCAAGAGCUGUCCUCCGCUGCGUCGCGUGAGACCCUCCCCCCGAAUGGCCAUGAUCUAUUAUUGCUAGCACGAGAUCACGAUAUCGAUACCCCCGUUCAUCACGAGCCCCAUGAUCCCUCCGCCGAGAAUCCCGCCGCCUCGACUCUUCUGCCUCCCUCCUCGCCUGCGUCUCGCGACUUCGACGCGGAGGGCUAUUCCACCCCGGUGACGGAAGAAGAUCUGGAUCCGGCCACCGCGCCGCUCGACCUCCGCAUGUCACGUACACCCCUCCUCAACAACCCCGUGUCGGGGACGGGAUACGGCGGGAUUCCCUCCUCGAGCAGGCCUCGAUCUCGAGAUCAUGACAGAGACGAAGACGACAGGAGCAGGACGUUCCGGAUACAUCGCGGUCGGAACACAAGGCUACAACGAAGCGAUCCAGGACAGGAUGGGAAUCAUGGAACAUAUGGACGACGGUCAUUUUCACUUUCAGGGCGGGACACGAGUAAUGAAACGGAGGGCGAGGCAAGGAGACGGAAGAAUCAGAGCAGCAGCGUGCCGAGACCGAGACCAAGAUCCCGUCGAUUGCCCUCGCACGAUUUCGCCGGGCAGGUGGAAUUCGGCAUCGGAGGGGAGAGGUUGACGCUCGAGAUCGACCGGGACCCCGCCCCUGGCCCCAAACUCGACGACGAAGAGAACCCCGAGUCGUCAUCCCCCUCCGACUCUGACCGAGAGACCUUGGGCACCUCGACUACUUCUGCUCGAUCACCGUCGGCACGGCGGCGGUCCCGAGCGCGCCGCCGGGCCAAAAGGCAGGACACCACGCCGUACGCCCAGGUCCGCGCCAACACGCGGCAAACCGACGACAUCACCCUCUCGAUCAAUACGCCGCGCAUGUGGUUUUUCUCCAUGCUCUUCGCGGUCCUUGGGUCCGCGACCAACAUGUUCUUCUCGCUACGAUACCCGUCCGUGAGCAUCAAUCCGACCAUCGCGUUGCUGCUGGUGCAUCCCCUGGGGAAGCUAUGGGACGCUGUUUGGAAGCGGUCGGGGGAUCCGGUGGAGGGGUUUGUGGAUGGCUGGUUGGCGGAGCGAACGGCGAGGACGGAUAGGCCUGCGCGUGGGGUUGGUCGCGUGAGGGAGGGGGGAGAAGAACGCUGGCAGAGGAGAUGGAGAUUAUGGCUGGCACAAGGACGGUGGAAUUAUAAAGAGCAUUGCUGCGUCUAUAUCGCGAGCAACGUCUCCUUCAGCUUUGCGUUCGCCACCGACGUCAUCGUCGAGCAGAAGAUGUUCUACCACCAAGACCUCGGCGUCCUCUACCAAAUCCUCCUCGUCCUCUCCACCCAAAUCCUCGGCUACUCCCUCGCCGGCGUCACCCGCAUCUUCCUCGUCCGCUCCAGCGGCAUGAUCUGGCCCGGCGCCCUCACCACCGCGGGCCUCUUCAACACUCUAUACGAAAAAGACAACGCCCCCGCCGACGGCUGGACCAUCUCGCGCGCCCGCUUCUUCAGCUACGUAUUCUUGGGCUCUAUGGCGUUCUACCUUCUCCCCGGCCUGCUCGUGCCGGCCAUGAGCUACUUCAACGUCAUGACCUGGUUCGCGCCGCGGAACAUUGUCGUCGCGAACCUGUUCGGCGUGGUCUCCGGCCUGGGGCUGUUUCCGAUGACGUUUGAUUGGGCGCAGAUCGCGUACAUUGGAUCGCCGUUGAUCGUGCCGUUUCACGCGGCGAUGAACGUGAUGGCGGGGAUGCUGUCCGUGAUGUGGAUCGCGGCCCCGUUGCUCUAUUACUCGAACGUCCUGUACUCGUCAUAUAUGCCCAUCUUAUCUUCGUCGGUCUUCGAUAACAGGGGCCAUGUUUACGACGUCAGUAAGAUCCUGACCAAGGAUUUCCUCUUGGAUAUCGAGGCGUAUCAGGAAUACAGCCGGGUGUUCUUGCCCAUCACAUACGUGCUAAGUUACGGCAUGCAGUUCGCGGGCCUGUCGUCGCUGUUGACGCACACCAUCUGCAAACAUGGAAAGGACAUCGUUAAGCUAUCGAAGGACGCUAUGCGUCAGGCGAGGACCGAGGCGAAGAAAGAAUACCGGCUGCUGCACGAUGAGGACGAUUCCGAGCCGAUCCAGCCGAUGCGAUCAAGGACCAGCACCGACAUGUCCGGGAGCGCGAGUCCGGAUACGGAGAAUUUGAUGGACCAGGAGGACGUGCAUGCGAGGUUGAUGCGAAGGUACGACGACGUGCCGAUGUGGUGGUAUCUUUUGACGGGACUGUCGAUGCUGGGGUUGGCUAUCUUUACCGUCGAGUAUUACCCUAUUCAUCUUCCCUGGUACGGCCUCGUCUUGGCCUUGGGUACUUGUACCAUUCUUUUUAUCCCUAUCGGCAUCAUCAACGCGACCACAAACCAAAGCAUCAGCAUCUACAUUCUCUGCCAACUUAUCUGCGGAUACGCUUUCCCGGGCCGCCCUGUCGCUAAUAUGGUCUUCACCACCUACGGCUACAUCACGGCCUUCCAAGGCAUCAAAUUCGCCUCCGACCUCAAACUUGGCCACUACAUGAAAAUCCCCCCCCGCACCCUCUUCGUCCUCCAACUCGCCGCCACCUUCGUCGCUUCCUUCACCCAACUCGGCGUCAUGAACUGGAUGCUCGCCCACAUCCCCGGCAUCUGCUCCCCCGACGCCAUCAACGGCUUCACCUGCCCGCUCGCCCGCGUUCAUUUCAACGGCAGCAUCCUCUGGGGCCUCGUCGGUCCCCAGCGCUUCUUCGGCGGCGACGGCCUCUACGCUCGGCUCCUCUGGGCGUUCCCGGUCGGCGCGCUGACACCGAUUUUGGUCUGGUACCUUGCACGCGUUAGCACCCGCAGCCGCCCGUUCUGGCGGAAAGUCAACCUCCCCAUCUUCUUCAGCGGGCUGUCGUGGAUCCCGCCGGCGACGGGGCUGAAUUUCAGCGUGUGGGCGCUGGUGAAUUGGGUGUUCAACGACCUGGUCGCGCGGCAUCGGCGGGAGUGGUGGAAGAAGUAUACCAUGAUGCUGAGCGCAGCGCUGGACUCCGGGCUGGCGGUGGGGGUCACAGCGAUUUUCUUUGGAUUUUUGUAUCCCGGGUGGAUGGAAGGGUUUAGUUGGUGGGGGACGGAGGUGUACAAGGAGGGGUGCGAUUGGCAGGCGUGUGCAUAUAAAGAUGUGCCGAAAGGCGGGUUUUUUGGGCCGAAGACGUGGAGGUAGAGGAUUAGGAUACCACAAUAGAAAUGCAUAUUGGUCUAUGCCGUUGCUUCCUGUUCUCGUUCUUCGUUAAGGACAAGAGCCGUUUGUAUGUCCAGCUUGUACCCUAGAACUGCAACAGGUUUCUCGGAGUAGAAUUAUCUAACUAUCGCUGAACAACCAAAGUCUAGCUUGUGCGGC